Messenger RNA from Stegodyphus dumicola, 436 nucleotides. RefSeq names its product ubiquitin carboxyl-terminal hydrolase isozyme L3-like. NCBI's taxonomy places the organism in Eukaryota, Metazoa, Arthropoda, Arachnida, Araneae, Eresidae. The record is from RefSeq and is a predicted model, not a curated record. Gene Ontology annotation, biological process: ubiquitin-dependent protein catabolic process; protein deubiquitination. Gene Ontology annotation, molecular function: cysteine-type deubiquitinase activity. Gene Ontology annotation, cellular component: cytoplasm.
UAAAUUUCAGUUUCUAGAAAAUGUUGGUGUUCCUAAGAAGUGGGGGAUAUCUGAUAUUAUUUCUCUGGAUGAAGAGUUUUUGCACAUGAUUCCGAGUCCUUCUUUUGCUGUUUUGCUUUUGUUUCCAACAAGUCCAAAGUAUUAUGAAUAUUGUGAGAAAUUAGAGGAGCUUUCAAAAAAUGAAAAGCAAGAGGUAGAAAAAGAUGUAUUCUUUAUGAAGCAAACUGUAAGAAAUGCUUGUGGAACAGUAGCUUUAAUUCAUGCUGUAGCUAAUAGCAUGGAACAUCUAAAUUUGAGCCCUGAUUCACCUGUGCGAAAGUUUGUAGAAGAUACUAAAGAACAAGAUCCAGACCAAAGAGCAUUAAUCUUUUCGCAGAGUGAAGCAAUAAGUAGUGCUCAUGAAGCUAGUGCACAAGAAGGUCAAACUGAGGUAUGA